GGCGGAUGUGUUCUAUCCAAAACAAAGUUUCAAGUAGAAAGACAUUCCUCCUUUUACUGGAUAUAGAGGAAAACUGCAUUAUAACGUCAAGCCGGAGCUUUUGAGCUAUGCGUCUAUCGUACUGCUUGUGUGGUAGGAUUACUGCUAAACUAUUUUUAGUGUGUGUCUUGAUCUCACUGACGACUUGGUACGUCUCGUGGAGUAAUUGCCCGAAAGCAAGUCCGUUAUCAACUAUACCGAAGGAGGACGACCAGUCGAACCCAGACCCACAAAUAUACUGUGCUGAUCUUGUUUCGGCAGCACUGAGGGAAAGGGAAGAUCAAGAGUAUGCCGAUCGCAAGGAACGGGAAGAAAAAAUCCGYGAUAACUGCCCAAAGAGCGUACCGUACGAGACGAUUGAUGUGAUUGUGAAUGGAGGAGAAAAGAAAAUCGAAGGCAGAAUAGAUCUUGAUAAAAAUGAGCCCUAUGUUCCAUUUUCCUUCGUUAAAAAUUAUUUUGAAAUCUACGGUGGUAUGCAAAAGUUCGACAAGCACCGUAUUUUAGAAUGGCGUCAUUCGUACUCUGAAAUACAUGAAACCAAACAUAAAUAUGAUCCUAAGGGAGCGUUCCUUUGGUUUCAAGGAUACCAUGUGGAGGGAAGACAACGAGUUUUGUGUAUUAGUGGGAAAGAAGAAGUUCCUGUAUCCUCACAGUGGAACCCAAAAGGACAUUUUUAUCCAAUACAAAUAGCUCAGUACGGUCUUUCGCAUUAUAGUAUGAUGCAGGUGGAAGGAAAAUCCCGUGGAAAGACGAGGAUAUUUGAGGAUGCUGAAGCUGAAGACCAUAACUGGAUUGCUAACGACCCUAAUGAAGUGCAAGCAGUUUAUGACAAGGAAAGGGAGACUAGAGUAAUACAAUUCUUCACUCCAGAACUUGACGGCGAGGGCAUCUCCCUUCACAUAGACAGUUCAAACAAGGAAUACGUGUUGUCUUUCGAUUUGAAGAUUCUUGACAGUGGACGUGUGGCAGUCACCUUAGAAACCAAUAACAUCAAACAACACGUGAUUAAUUAUUCCACUGAUAACAAGUUGAUUGAAGUGAAAAACAAUGCCAUAUUCAUGGGUUUGGGAAACCAAGAUGGUUGGCGUCGAAUCACAAGGAAUCUAGACACAGAUUUAAGAAAAGGUCUCAAACUUAUGGAUUCAAAAUUCAAAAAAUCAAACAUAAAGGUAGUUAUCACAGAAAUUCAAAGUAUCGUAGUCUAUGGCAAAGGUUUGAUUGACAAUGUCACUCUAAGUCGUACUGCUCGACUCGACUUUUUUAUGGCAGCCGCUGAUUGGUUUGUUCGAAACCAAAAUGACAAUGGUGGCUGGCCAAUCACUGUAAAGAGGAAAAUUCUAGAAGGAGUUGAAAUUAAGCCAGGUUGGUAUUCGGCUAUGGCACAAGGUCAAGGAAUGUCAUUGCUCACGCGAGCUUACUAUCACACCAAAAAUAUUUCAUAUCUCAAUGCCGCUUUAAAGGCAACAUCGGUUUUUAAAAUAUCGUCUGAAGACAAUGGAGUACGAGCUACUUUUAUGGACAAAUACCACUGGUACGAAGAGUACCCGACCACACCUUCCCUAUAUGUACUCAACGGCUUCAUAUAUUCAUUGCUUGGUUUAUAUGAUUUGACUUUAGCAGCACCAGCUGAACAAAGAGAAGAAGCAGCAGUGCUAUUCAGGGACGGAAUGAGGUCUCUUAGGAACAUGCUUCUAAUGUUUGAUGCAGGUUCAGGGACGUUUUAUGAUCUUAGGCACAUAUCUAUGCGAGCCGCUCCUAAUUUAGCCCGUUGGGACUACCAUACUCUUCAUGUUAGCUUAUUAAUGUUUCUUACAAGUAGUGGUAUUGAUAAUGAUCCAAUCUUUAAAGCAACUAGUGCAAGAUGGGCAGGUUAUACCAAAGGAAAGAGAGCUAAACACAAUUAGACACCAUAACGCGAAAUCGAAUGACAACCAUUCUGUUUWGUGUACAUGUAUUGCUAUGUUCAUUCAUCAGUKAAUAUGGCUGUGUCACUCGCAUCCCAAGAAGAAUGAAGCACUGAUUUUGGAUAAAAAGCAUAAGCUAAUAAUUUAAAUCUAAUUUCGAAAAAAUCGGAUUUGUGGUUUCGAAAACRAGAAAUAUGAAAGCAGACAGCCCAAAAGAAAAAAGGRCGUAUUCAAUACAUUUUGUUGGCAGUGAUUUGCAACAAGUUUGACUUUAUCAGUUCAGUUGUAAGUUGUUCGCAGGGUAUUAAUUACAUGACCUUUUACUGAGGUCAAAUUUAGAUUUCUAUCGUUUUGACUCGUUGCAGAGAGCAGUCAAAAAGAAUAUCGUAUCGUGUGAAUAAACGGUUUUGAACAGUACAUUAAUUAAAGUGAAAGAAACUCA
Molecule: messenger RNA, 2385 nt
Organism: Exaiptasia diaphana
Lineage: Eukaryota; Metazoa; Cnidaria; Anthozoa; Actiniaria; Aiptasiidae
Product: D-glucuronyl C5-epimerase B
Exons: 2
Coding region: 108-1943 (611 amino acids)
Biological process (GO): heparan sulfate proteoglycan biosynthetic process
Cellular component (GO): Golgi apparatus
Molecular function (GO): heparosan-N-sulfate-glucuronate 5-epimerase activity
Source: RefSeq, a predicted model, not a curated record